AGGUUAGUUUCUUUAGUGCCUGGUUCAAAUAUCUCUGUGAAAGAUGGAGCUGUAUGUGUGUAUUCUGAUGCUUGCUGUCCAUGUUUCAUCUGCAAUUAAUGUUGUUCAUGAUGAUUAUGAGUUAAUUGGAUGUUCAGAUACAGAGAAAGAGUGGAUGUUGGGCUUUGAUGGAGAGGAACUGUUACACUCAGACUUUAAAAAAAAAGAAGGAGUAGAGACACUUCCUGAGUUUGCAGAUCCCCUCAGCUUUUCUUUUUAUGAACAGAGUAUUGUGGACCAAGAUGCUUGUAAACAAAACUUGGCUACUUUGAAUAAAGCUUACAAAAAUCCUCGUGAGGAAAUGGACAAACCAGAGUCUUCCAUCUAUGCUAAGAAUGAUGUGCAGCUGGGUGUUGAGAAUGUCCUCAUCUGUCAUGUGACUGGACUCUUCCCUCCACCUAUCAAUAUCUCUUGGUCUAAAAACAACGUUGAAGUGACGGAGGAUGUGGGUCUUAGCCAGUACCGCAAAAAUAAUGAUGGCACCUUUAACAUUUUUUCAACUCUAAGAUUCACACCUAAAAAAGGAGAAAUUUACAGCUGCACUGUGAACCACAAAAUUCUUGAUCAGCCUCAGACCAAAACAUGGGAUGUAAACAUUGCUCUGCCCAGUGUUGGUCCAGCUGUGUUUUGUGGUGUGGGCUUGGCUCUGGGACUGCUGGGAGUUGCUGUUGGUACUUUCUUCCUCAUUAAAGGAAACAACUGCAACUGAAAAAUAUGGAGGCAAAUUCUGAAAAUAAAUGAUUUGUAGUGUGACUGCUGAUAAAGUCUUUUUCUUGUGGUACCAGAUGAAUGGACAACAGUGCACCAUUCUGUUUGUAAUUUGUAUUUUAAAUGUGAAAUAUGAAUAAACGUAUAUUA
Molecule: messenger RNA, 897 nt
Organism: Paramisgurnus dabryanus
Lineage: Eukaryota; Metazoa; Chordata; Actinopteri; Cypriniformes; Cobitidae
Source: RefSeq, a predicted model, not a curated record